Prosopis cineraria is the source of this 498-nucleotide messenger RNA. RefSeq names its product auxin-induced protein X10A-like. The transcript has a single exon. NCBI's taxonomy places the organism in Eukaryota, Viridiplantae, Streptophyta, Magnoliopsida, Fabales, Fabaceae. Gene Ontology annotation, biological process: response to auxin. The record is from RefSeq and is a predicted model, not a curated record. The coding region runs from base 75 to 353 and encodes 92 amino acids.
UUUCACAAAUACUCUCAAGCAUCAAAAUUAUUCAAACACUUCCUUUCUUAUGCUCUUCUUAAACACAGAAACAAAUGGGUUUUCGUUUACCAGGAAUCAGGAGGUCUUCCUUUGCCACAAGAGUGGCUUCUUCAAAAUCUAGUGAAGUGCCAAAGGGAUAUCUUGCAAUAUAUGUUGGAGAGGAAAUGAAGAGGUUUUUUAUCCCUGUAUCUUACUUGAAUCAACCUUCAUUUCAAGAGUUGUUAAAUGAAGCUGAAGAAGAAUUUGGGUAUGAUCAUCUGAUGGGAGCUCUCACUAUUCCUUGCAGAGAAGAUAUCUUCCUAAAAGUCACUUCUUCCUUCAAUGGGUGCUAGCUUGGAAAGAGAGCAUUAACUUGGAUUAGUCUAACACAAUUUGUAUAGAAGGCAAUUCGGAUGAUAAUUUGCAAUGUAAUGAUUUGCCCCCUCUUUUUCUUCCUCUUCUUUGGGAAGUGUAAAAUUGUUUGUCUCGGUGAAAUUU